GGUAUCCCAUUGUCGUUGCGUCAGCUAAGGCGAACAGAGAUGUCUGGUGAUUGGCCAAUUACGAAUAGUGGGAAAUCCCAGUUGAUACCUGCUCUUCCGUGCUGAAUGUCUUGCGUUGUCGUGUGCGCGCGCGAGCACCAGCGCAUGCACGAGCAUGUACUGACGUUUCAGAGUUCUCGCGUCACCAUCGACCUCAAGCUUUACCCUGAAGGAACGUAGACGAUCGGACGACAAUUAGUAACGCGCGAAACGCCAUUCACGUUGCACGUUUCGUUGCACGUAUAUAACUUUCGAUUCGAAUUUGUGACUUUUCUUCUCCUUCCUCGUUUCUUCUUUUUUCUUUUUCCUUAUUUUUUCUAUCCUUUUCUUUUCUUUAACCGUCUAAAUAUAUCUGUCCAUGAUUUAUGAGAACACGGUUUCUUUGUAAAAACGACACAACUGAUACAACGUCGACGACGUUUGCAAUACUUAUGUUAAUUAACAGGAACGAUUUAUUUUCUUGCGAUAGUCGUACGAGUUUGAAUAGUUGCGCGUGGCGCGAAACGACGCACGAUUCCAAAUACAUACGUAUAUGUGAUCGCGUUUGUACGAAAGAUCUACAUAAAAAAAUUUAGAGCACAUCUCAGAAAGGGAUGAAUUCCUUUGAUAACUAUGACAGGACGAAUCUGUCGGAGGUUUGUUCCUCGGUAAUAAACUUGAACGAUGAAAAUGAAAAUAACGAUCAUUUCUUGUGGAACAUGGAUACUCCAGUUAACAAAAAAGAUGGCUCGAUUUAUAAUUCGUACGAACCUAAACGAAAAAGAUGUUUCCUCGGUGAAAACGAGGAUAUCGAUGGAACCGGCUGGUGCGGGAAACCGAUCAAAAGUUGGUGCCAAGAGGAAACGAUAAGUUGGUUAAUGUCAGCCGCAUCUUCUAUAGGACUACCAUAUAGAUCUAUCCAGCAGAGUCUUGCGGUUUCCGGGGAACAACUUGCUACGAUGACACGCAAUGAUUUCCUCUUUCACGAUCCGAUCUAUGGGGAUAAAUUAUAUUGUCAUCUUCAUUCUCAACAUAUUUCGAAUUCACUUCCACCGUUCGAGGCUAUACAUUCGCAUUCCGAGGACGAUUUGGCUCAAAUGUCAUCGAGCGGUGUCUCUGAUACUGAAUCAGAUAAUUGUAUGAAAAUUACGAUGAAACGACCACCGGGAAGGCCAAAAAUGUUAAAGCCGAAGAAAAAUGUUACGGGUCAAGGAAAACUAUGGGAGUUUAUUCGGGAUUUAUUACGCAAUCGAGAAACCUGUCCCAGCUUAAUUUGUUGGGAGGAUUAUUCGCAAGCUAAAUUUCGUUUUGUUAAGAGCGACGAAGUCGCGAAACGAUGGGGUUCCCGAAAAGGAAAUACAAAAAUGACCUAUGAAAAACUUAGUCGUGCCAUGAGAUACUAUUACAAAAGUAAGAUAUUUCAACCCGUACUUGGUCGAAGAUUGGUUUAUCAGUUCGGUCCUAACGCAAAAGGAUGGCAAACUGACAAUCCUAAUUUCCGAUAUUGACAUAAUUACGCAUACAGAAUUAAUUUUAAUUUCUAGAAUAUAAGAGCGAGCAAAAUAAAAGCUUUUCUGCAUACUUUUGUAAUUGUGAAAAUAUUUAAUAUUUUUACAACGGUCGCGAUACCUAUUGUAUCUAUGUAUAGAGUAAAGUUAAAGAAAAGAAAUACUAAUGCCACAUUCGUCAGGAUCGCGUCCGAGAAAGAGAGAGAGACAGAGAGAGAGAGAGAGAGAAGAAUUUUGAAAGCAAAUCAUACAAGUAAGUAUAUUGUGUUGCAUUUUAUAGGCAUUACAUCUAAUUUUUACAUCCAUAUCGUUUAAUUGCUUAAUUUCAAGUUGUUGGUAAUCAGUCUUGGUUAGUUAUUUAUUAUAAUUUAUUAUAUACGUUUUCUGAGUCUUAUCCGUAAUAUAAUAUAUGCGACUGUAUCGAGGACAAUAUACAAAAUGAUCAGUACAAUCAUACAAAACCAAUAAUCUACUUGUUUCAUGCCGACAGCCAUCAUGAGUUGAUUGGGCAUGGCAAAAUGACAAUACACAUCAGAGCAAUGCAUUUUUGGUCUAUCGUACCUGAAAUUUGAUAAAAAAGAUAAGAAUUUCAAUUGGAAUUCUAUUUCGACUGGAUAUUUAUUUAGACUAACAAAUAUCUGUAAUUACCCAUAAAUUGUCAUCAUUGUUCCUUCAAAACCAUAUUUGAGAAAAGAUAUAUGGAAUAACCAAUGCAAAUAAGGAUGUGCAUCGGUAAGGUGUACAAAAAAUCCACUAAAUAUUGUAAACGGUAGGAUGAUAAGUGGUCCAAAGAUCACACCGUUCUAAAAAGUUGACAACUUAACAUUGAUUAUGGCAAUCGGUGCUAAUUAUAAAUAUUAAGAAGCAUAUAAAUGAUCGAUUCUGCACAAACCUGUACUGUUAAACCAGCACCGAUGAUGAAACCGAUCGCUUGAGCUACCAAGGUAACGACGAAGCACAUCAACACGUAAAGAAUUAAUCUUUUUGUUUCCAAAAUUUGAUUGCUCAUGAAAUAUACUAUUAACGUGUAUAUGCACGUUGCGGUGAGUUGUACUGGAAAAUCGGCAAAUUUGUUUGCCAAGUAGAACGAUCGAAGCUUAUACCAACGAUUAAAAUGUUCUCGCAUAAGUAUUGGCAACUCCAAAGGUACUACGUAAUAUACGUAAUGAAAAGAAAAAAAAAAAAGAAGAAAAAAAAAAAAGAAAAAAUAUUCGUUAAUAUUCUUAGAGUCGAUUAAACCUAUACCUAUACACAUAUAUAUUUAAUACAUAUAGGAAUAUUUACAGUUACAAAGAAAGAAAUAGAAAACGUGACUUACGCGUGAUGAGCGUCGAGCUGAAGGCACUGAACAUUAGAAACAUCAGAUUGAAGAAAAGUAAAUUAAAAUUAUCUAAGACGUAAGUGGCGUCUUGUCCGAUUCUGAAAAAUAUCGCACCGACAAUCAGCGCGAUAAAGAGAUGCAUCGAUAUCCGUGUAAGGAUCAAUAUCUAAUCGUAUAAAAAACGAGAAAGAAGACAUUUUUAUCGUAACAACGUCGAAAGGAAGGGAAACAAGAGACGAGAUAAACAACGAGAUUACCUUGUCCCGUAAUAAUUUAAUAGCAUUUCUUCUAAGGAGAAUAUGAAACUGUUUCCAAAAUCCUGUCGCAUAAUAUGUUGUAUGCUUGUACUCUACUUCGAAGGAAGGCACACGUAUAUUGGUCUGUUGUAACACUUUUGAGGAAGCCGACAUGUGCGUGACGAUUAUCUCCUCAGCUUUGUUCAAACUUAAGUUCACCGACGACCUCCAAGCAUUGCUUUUCCCAUUCUGAACUGUUUCGACCAAUUUCGAAAGAUGAUUGCCGUAAUCGCCGUUACAUAUUUCUAUUACUGAAACAUAAAUUUAUAAGUAAUCGCGAGCGUUAUCUUAACUAUUUUAACUCUACUACUUAUAGAUUAUGGUUGUAAACUAUAGAUAAAUACUUACUAAAAUCCGCAGGAUUAUAAUGUGUUGGACAAUGUAAACCAAGACUGCUUAAAUAUGGCACUAAAUUAUGCGUUCCACCAGUGUAAACACAAUAUCCUCCAGCAAUUAUAUAAAGAUGAUCUAUCAUAUUGAAGAGCGACGCACUAGGCUGGUGUAUCGUACAGAUUAUAGUUCGUCCUUCUAAUGCUAAUUGUUUUAAAAAUCUGAUGCAUUGUUUCGACGUGACGCUGUCCAGUCCGCUGAUAUCAACCAAAAAAAAAAAAAAAAAAAAAAAAAAAA
Vespa mandarinia (Asian giant hornet) is the source of this 3770-nucleotide messenger RNA. RefSeq names its product ETS-related transcription factor Elf-5. Lineage: Eukaryota; Metazoa; Arthropoda; Insecta; Hymenoptera; Vespidae. Gene Ontology annotation, molecular function: sequence-specific DNA binding; DNA-binding transcription factor activity, RNA polymerase II-specific. Gene Ontology annotation, biological process: regulation of transcription by RNA polymerase II; cell differentiation. The record is from RefSeq and is a predicted model, not a curated record. Gene Ontology annotation, cellular component: nucleus.